AUGUGGGCAAAGACGUUUGUUGCCGCUUCCCUGCUGGUUGGCGCCGCGCACGCCGUCCCGGCGGUUGCGCCCACGACUGAUCUCGAGGGCCGUACCCACGGCGGAGGUUGGCCUGGCAGCUGGCCCAACCAUAGCCGUGCCGUGUACGACUGGCCGCUGGACUGGGAUCCUCUUGGCUUCGUGUCCAAGGCCAGUCUCGGCAGCCCGCGGUUCGAGUACAAGGUGUUUGUCGACUGGACUUGGAUCAGCCACAUCGUAACAACGCCCAAGUGCUACAACCAGUGGGACCCAAGCCUCUGCCUGCACAAGGACCAGGUUUACUGGGAUCCCCGCAAGUCCAGCUCGUUCAAGAACUUGACGAGCGUGUACCAGGACCGGACGUGGAAGCCGAACCACUUCUUCAUGGAGAACCCAAUGCACAUCAGAUACGGCGCUGAUGUGCUGCACAUUGGGCCGGUUAGCAGCCGAUCCGUCCUGCAGCUGACGGACCUGACCUUCAACGCGUCCCAACUUGGCUUCGCCUACCCCUUCACUGGCAUCUUUGGCAUGUCUCCCGUGUACAAGGGUGACAAAGCCGACUACCAGUCUGCCUUCUACCAGCAGUGGAAGAACGGCGACUGGCGGAGCGCGUUGACCGGAUUCGUGUACUGCUAUGAGGAGGGCCGGAAGAAUGUUUGCAACGGGCAUGACGGCAUCCAGACCAUGGGUGGCAUCCGCCACGAUCUCAUCGACAGAGGCAAGAUCUGGUGGUACAACGUCAAGGUGUAUCCUGAUGUCAAUGAGCUCGCCUUCGUGUACAACCCGGGGAUGUACAACUACUGGGGCAUCGAGUUAGACGGCCUGAAGAUCGGUAAGGAGUGGCAAAAGAUUGAGCCAACGUCGAACAAGUCUGGGAAGGGCGCCAUCUUCGACCACGCCAGCUAUGGCCGCGGCAUACCCCUGACUCCGAAUGCCUAUGCUCGGCUCGCGCAGAUCACCCAGGCCAAGCCGGCCGACCUCAAGAACCCGCCAAACAACGGGCCGCAGAAGUUUUUCUCGGUUGACUGCUCCAAGAUCGACUCGUUUCCCACCAUCAAGUACAAGUUUGCCGGCCACCGCCGCGAGUGGGAGGUGACUCCCAAGAUGUACGUUGAGAAGCUGCAAGACGGCCAGUGCGUGCUCAACGUGCGAGCUCUCGCCAGCGGUGACAGGUUCAUCGGCAACUUUGGCGAGACCUUUGCCAAGGAAAAGUACAUUGUGCUCGAUUUUGCGAAGAACCGCGUGGGAAUUGCCGACAUCAAGUGGCCGCGAUCGUAA
Molecule: messenger RNA, 1296 nt
Organism: Purpureocillium lilacinum
Lineage: Eukaryota; Fungi; Ascomycota; Sordariomycetes; Hypocreales; Ophiocordycipitaceae
Biological process (GO): proteolysis
Molecular function (GO): aspartic-type endopeptidase activity
Source: RefSeq, a predicted model, not a curated record